Messenger RNA from Acanthopagrus latus (yellowfin seabream), 4501 nucleotides. Its product is annotated as wings apart-like protein homolog. The transcript is spliced from 20 exons. The record is from RefSeq and is a predicted model, not a curated record. NCBI's taxonomy places the organism in Eukaryota, Metazoa, Chordata, Actinopteri, Spariformes, Sparidae. The coding region runs from base 361 to 4065 and encodes 1234 amino acids. Gene Ontology annotation, biological process: regulation of chromosome condensation.
CACGCUCUUCAAUGUCCGGGUAACUUGACGUACCGGGGGAGUCCAAUGGAAGCCUUCGUCGCAGCCCGGAGGAAACAAUCGAGUGCGAUUUAGCUUGAUAAUAAGAGACGAUUUCGUUAGAUUUGGUAAUAAGCUGGAUCUUUUCUCUCUAGUCUGGGUCUGCGGUUCAUUCUGCAGUCUUUCGACCCCGCUAAUCUGCCGUUAAGGGCGUCUGAUCGGCCUUGUUUAUACUGUGCACCGCAGCUUGAAUCAGAGAAACAGGCCCAGUCCGGUGCGAGUUUAACGGCCGUUUCGGCUCUGGAGUGUGUUUUGUGCGGAUCGGCCCUUUAGCUCACCAAAGAAUAUGACCCAGAUGCAACAAUGACAUCCAGAUUCGUUAAAACCUACAGCCGUAAGGGUGGAGAGGGCACGUCCAAGUUUGAUGAGGUUCUGUCCACCAAGAGAGGCACCCUCAGUACCAAAUGGGGUGACACCAAGUACAAGGCCAAGGUGGGCUCCAAGCGCGCUGGCGCUCCCAAGAAUGACUCCAUCCUUGGGGUUCACAAGAGGCCCCGUCCAUCCGCAGAUGGCUUGGAGGAUCCGUUUGGAUUCGACAGCGAUGAGGAAUCCAAGCCGGUGUCGUCUCGCAGUGGCAACAAGUCGUCACCCGCCAAGCCGACCUCUGCAGAGCCUCCUCUGGCAGAAAGGCCAGGCUUGUCUCUGGACACGGGGAGCAGGUCCAGCCUCCAGGGAGGAUCUCUCUCUUUGGCACCCUCCAGAGGGCCAUCAUGGCUGGCCAAUGACAGGAACCAGCCCACACUGCUGGAGGAUACAGCUCGGUUCUUCAACAGCAGCAGUGCUAGCAUAGGAAAUUCCCAGCAGAGUUCCUCAUUGUCAGAGAACCAGCACAGCUACUCGUGGUACCAAAAUGCUUCUGAGAGCGACAGGAAGCCCUUGGCGCAGACCACGACCUUGAAGACGGGGUCUGAAGCCACAUACGACUCCUGGGAUGCCAUCAUGGGUCUCCGUCCGCCCUCGCCCAGCCAGGAACCUCGAAACCCGGCCCCCACGCUCUCUUGGUCUUCAGUGGGUCUCACGAUGGGCAGCUGUGAUGGGCAGACCCGCCAUGAGAAGCUCCCCUCCCCUCCACGGCUCCAGACCCUGAGUGAGAGCGAGGACCUUGGGCUCGACUCGGACUUCCUUGUCGAAUCAUCAGACUACUCCCAGACGUCCUCCUCCUCCUCAUCACUUACGAGAAACUCUAACUGUCGGACGUACAGGAGGCCCAACAAACAGGGCUCAGGCAAAGCUUCAGACUCCAGCGGCUUUUCCAGCACUGCUUUUGGCACCGAUCCUCCCAAAUCCACAUCUGACGGCAGUAAUAAGGCGACAGGUGGUGGAGGGGGACGGGGCAGGACGAGGGAUUACACAGUGCUGCAUCCCUCCUCUGUUUCGAUGUGUAACGUCACCAUCCAGGACCGAGGAGUGGAGGAGUAUAGCACCGAGGCAGCGCCCUCUAGUGGUAGCAGCAGUGCCGGGUCCGGCAGUACGACAGAGCGGGGCGAGGCAGGUUGGCAGCGGAAGAAGACGGAACAACAAAACACAAGGACCAGGCCGACCCAGACCAAGUCAAAGAAGGAAAGUAAGCUGGAGCUUUUUGGUUUUGAGGAUGCAGACGCCCAUCAGGAGGACAGCAGCGCAGACAACACAGAUGGUGGAUCCAGUUACAAAAUCAAAUACUUCGGCUUUGAUGACAUGAGUGACAGUGAUGGAGCAGACGAUGACGAUGACGACGGCUCGAAAGAGAGGAGGAAAGCCAAGAAGGCUGCCGCUGCCAAGGGGAAACCGGUGGUUACAGCAGUGCAAGAAAUACGAGAGGACGACGGCGACGAGCCGCCCGAUCCAUUCGAGAGGCUGGAAAUUCCAGAGAUUCAAGAGUUUCAGGAAAGGCCGGCAGCCAAGGAGAACAAGAAGUGCUCCGAGAGGCAGGAAAGCAGGAUACGAGCAGAUGUCAUGGACUUCUCAGAGGAAGGCCUCAGAGUGGUGGCCAGUGCUCCCAGGAGGCCGACUAAGACUAAACAGGCCGAGAAGAACCAAGACUCCUUGCGGAGGAUCUUCAGCGCACACAAGAAGUCUCCAACCAAAGCUGUGUACAACGCCCGACACUGGACGCUGGAGAGCGAGGAGGAGCCCCCUCCACCUUUCUUCUCACGAUCACAGACUGCUCCUGCACCAGCCACAGCAGGAGGAUCCAGUAAGGAGCCCUCUGACGCUCAGAAGGACGAAGGUGUGUUUAAGGCUCCUCCCCCUCCUCCCAAGGUCACCAAGUGUGUCACCAUCCCCACAGAUCUCUACCAGGACCAGGUCACCGCACUCAAGUGCCGCAAGGAGCACAAGGAGCUGUAUACAGUCGUCCAGCAUGUGAAGCACUUCAAUGACGUGGUUGAGUUUGGGGAGAACCAGGAGUUUACUGAUGACUUUGAGUAUCUGGCGACUGGUCUGAAGACUGGACAGCCUCUCAACACACGCUGCCUUAGUGUGAUCAGCCUGGCGACGCGCUGUGCCAUGCCCAGCUUCAGGAUGCACCUCAGGGCCAGAGGGAAGGUGGCGCAGGUCUUCAAAACACUCAAUGAUGCCCCACAACACCCAAACCUGGCUCUGUGCACGGCGUCUCUCAUGUAUAUCCUCAGUAGAGACCGGUUGAACAUGGAUCUGGACCGGUCUUGUCUGGACCUGAUGAUCCGGCUGCUGGAGCUGGACCAGGACCAAGGGGGCGGGGUUGUGGUAGAGGUAGAGGUAGACUCCACCCCUCAGUUCAGCGCCAGGGAAAUCGCCAAGGUGAAGGAGAAGAUCAGGAAGCUGUGUGACACGGUGCACAACAAGCACCUGGACCUACAGAACAUAACGACGGGUCAUUUAGCCAUGGAGACGUUACUGUCGCUGACGUCAAAGCGAGCGGGAGACUGGUUCAAAGAGGAACUGCGGCUACUGGGAGGACUGGACCACAUAGUAGAUAAAGUGAAGGAAUGUGUUAAUAACUUGAACCAGGAGGAUGAUAAGGAGAAGCUGGUGUCGUCUCUGUGGGGAGCUGAGAGAUGUCUACGGGUGUUAGAGAGUGUGACGGUCCACAACCCGGAGAACCAGAGCUACUUGAUCGCCUACAAAGACUCGUCACUCAUCAUUUCCUCUGCAAAGGCGCUGAACAGGUGUGAGGCCAUGAUCCAGCGUUACAGCAGGGAGCUGAACUCAGACUGGGCCAUGGUGGGGAAGGCAGUGGAGGACUGCAUGAGGGCCAUUAUAGGAGUCCUGCUGAACCUGACGCACGACAACGAGUGGGGCAGUACGAAGACGGGAGAACAGCAGGAUUUAAUCAUGACGGCUCUGAACUGUGUUCUCAAAGUCCCUCAGUAUCUUCCACAAGAGCAGAGGUUCGACAUCCGAGUGCUGGGUCUGGGCCUGCUCAUCAACCUGGUGGAGUACAGUGCCAGGAACAAGUACUGCCUGAUGGAGAUGGAGAUGGAGGGAGGUCAGGGUCCCUGCAACUCCACCGUCCUGCUGAGCCCUCAGCACCAGGACAUCACCAGCAACGGCCCGCUGAGCGCCAUCGCUGCACUCGUACAGCUGUUCCUCCAGCGUGAGCGGGCCGCGAUCCUGGCUGAGGCGCAGACCGAUGACCUCAUCAAGGAAACGCCGAAGCCUGCGGACCAGAGCGGGCAGUGGCAGGAGUCGGGCGGGGAGAUCCAGUGGGUCGCUAAUGACAACGCCCCAGAGAAACAGGACGACAUCAAGAAGAAGGAGAAGGAGGAGGAGGACGAGGAGCUGGACCUCAACAAAGCUCUGCAGCAUGCAGGGAAGCACAUGGAGGACAGCAUCGUGGCCUCCUACACAGCACUGCUGCUGGGCUGCCUGUGUCAGGGGAGCCCUUUGAAUGUGACUACUGUGAGGGACAACCUGCCAAAAGGAGAUUUCUCCAUCAUGACAGAAAUGCUGAAAAAGUUCCUCAACUUCAUGAACCUCACUUGUGACGUCGGCACCACAGGACAGAAGUCCAUCUCCCGGAUCAUUGACUAUCUGGAGCACUGCUAGAGAGAAGCCUGUCUCUCUCUCUCUCACACACACACACACACACACACACACACACACACACACACAAACACACACACACACACUGCGACCAUCUACUUCAUCUUCAACAUCACCUCUGGUUAAGUUCACUGCUGGAAACCUUCUUCUUCUUCUUCUUCUUCUUCUUCUUCUCCUCUGCGUGUCGGGACCAGACGUCCUCCUCGCCCUCCAGUUAAAGGAGCUUUCUGCUGUUUUAUUUUUUUGUUCCAGCAGUGGAAACUCCAACACUUCUACUUUUAAUAGACUUUUGAGGAACUUAACUUUAUGACAUAACGAUGUGUGACACCACUGCCCCAGCUGUGAUCAGAUGUUAUUUUACGUUUAUUUAAGACACAAUCCAAGUCAGUAUUGAGAUAUUUUUCCACCGUUUCUGUUCUAUAAAAGUUGCUCAGAACGA